GCACCAUAGAGACGCUUUCAUCUUUAAUAGGAAGCGAGUCCAAAAUAGUAUAAUGGUUCACAUGUCUAAACAUAUUUUCUUUAUAGUUUGGCUUAUUUUUCAAACUCUUCUAAGAGAUGCUCAUCAAGCUGAGCACAAAGAGAAACACUUCCUGCACUACAAGUUUACAGUCCUGACUAAAGCAGACACAUUCCCAGAGUUCAGUGCUGAGGGUGUGUGUGAUGACAGACAGAUCAAACACUACAAUAAUGAAGAAAGAGUCUGGAUUCUGACUGAAGAUGACUGGACUGAACCUCCAGAUCCAUCUGAUUCUAGAGACUGGUUCAUUCAUCAGAUCAGGACUCUGACAAACUGCACAAACUCACAGUGUUCUGAGCUUCAUGUUCUUCAGAGAAUAAUUGGCUGUGAACUGGAGAAACUUCCUGAUGGAACAGUGAAUCUGACUGUCUUUGAUGAAUAUGGAUUUGAUGGAGAGGAUUUUAUAUCCUUUAAUUCUGACACUAUGAAGUGGAUUGAGAAAAACCCCAAAGCCAAAGAAACUAAAGAGAAAUGGGAUCUUCACACAGAACGAAACCAGUUCAUCAAGUAUUUCCUCAAGAACUGCACUGACUGGAUCUCAAAGUUUAACAACUCAAAAAAGAGUUCUCCAGAUGUUCAUGUCUCUGUGAGGAAAGCUCCUGAUGAUGACAGUAAUCUGGUUCUGACGUGUCUGGCCACUGGUUUCUACCCCAGAGAAGUUCAGAUGAACAUUAGAUUGAACAGAAUUAAUCUUGAGGAUCAAACAUCUUCUGAAAUCAGACCAAAUGAUGAUGAAACCUUUCAGAUGAGAAUCAGUGUGAAGAUCGACAGAAAACAUGAAGGAUCUUAUGAUUGUCAUGUCAUUCACAGCAGUCUGACUGAACCAGUUACAGUAAAAUGGGAUUUUGACAGUGAAACAGAAUCUCGAUGGCGUUUUAUAGCAGGAGCAGCAGCAGCUGUGGUCGCAGGUCUAGGGUUUUUGUUUUGGCUUUGUUUAAAAGUUCAAAAGGUUCAAAGUCAUAAUGUUGUAGAAUCACAGACUUCAGUCCCUAAUCCUGACACUGAACAAGCUGCGGUCAGUCUGUUCAACUAUGAGACAGGAGUCACACUACUGACCGGGAUCUGAGGAGUGUCAGCCUCAGACAUCAGCUGUGUUUACACUGCAAAUCUUAAAGCACAGAUCCAAUCUUUUUAUCAUAUCCGAUUCACUUUAGACACGACUGGUAUCUGAUAUCUGUGUUUACAAUAAUCCCCGUUUAAAAUUAUUCUGUUGGUGAUUGAUUUACUAUGUGACAUUGACCCUCUGGUUUUUAAUAGCCAUUCUAAUAUUAUUUAUUAUCAGAGAAAACCUGUUCACUUCUUAAUAUUCUGUAUUAUUAUUAUUUUAUGAUUUGUUCAUUGAUUGAAAGCAAUCUGAGGCACAUCUUCAUAUUCACUUGUAAAUGUGAAUAUGCAUUUCUAUAGCUCUGAUUUAUUUGUAAGUGAAAUUUUGAACCGGCUCAUAUUAUUGACACUACCUGAGCAGUUUAGUUUAUGCAAGCUAGAAAACUUCAGCAAGAACACGCAUGUAUUGCAUGAGCAGAGAAAAAACAUGUUUAAAAUGCACAUGCUUUAACUUGAAAGCUUGUCCUGUUUGACUUGUUGUUAAUGUUACUAAACUGAAUGUAUAACAGAAUAUCUGCUUCACCACAAUCUUAUCAACAACACUGAAGUAUGAGAGUAUGCGGGUUAUCUAUCACUCAGACGCACGUUAAAGUCACACUCAGUAAUAACAAGGUCCUGUCAUGUUUACUUUCAGAAAUGUCGUUGGAUGGUGGAAAAGUAAAGACUGUUAAAGUGAAAAUAAAAUUAUUCCUGUCAUUGUGCAGAGCUGCAGUCAUACUCAGAUAGAAGCCUACUCUUCCAUAGCUAGAGGUCAAGAACCAGCCCUGGUACAAGAUGCGUUAAAUUAAAUGUAUAAAUAAAAAAUACUUGGGGAAAGUUUUCUUUCUUCUUGCUGUUAAUGUUGAUGUGGGUGAUACUGAAUUGAUAUUGUGGGUGAGAGGAAACAGAUUCUCUCAGGACAACAAGUGUUGAAAAAUAGAAUAUUUUAGCUUGUAUACACUGUGAGUCUCUUUGGAUGAAAGUGUCUGAUAAAUGCAUAAAUGUGCCUUUUUGUACAUCUGUUUUCAUAGUGCACUAUAAUAAAUGAAUGCA
Messenger RNA from Megalobrama amblycephala (Wuchang bream), 2214 nucleotides. RefSeq names its product zinc-alpha-2-glycoprotein-like. The record is from RefSeq and is a predicted model, not a curated record. The transcript has 6 exons. Gene Ontology annotation, biological process: immune response. The coding region runs from base 53 to 1144 and encodes 363 amino acids. Gene Ontology annotation, cellular component: external side of plasma membrane. NCBI's taxonomy places the organism in Eukaryota, Metazoa, Chordata, Actinopteri, Cypriniformes, Xenocyprididae.